Monodelphis domestica (gray short-tailed opossum) is the source of this 3855-nucleotide messenger RNA. It is a transcript of the gene RRN3, whose product is annotated as RNA polymerase I transcription factor RRN3. NCBI's taxonomy places the organism in Eukaryota, Metazoa, Chordata, Mammalia, Didelphimorphia, Didelphidae. Gene Ontology annotation, biological process: transcription initiation at RNA polymerase I promoter. Gene Ontology annotation, cellular component: nucleus. Gene Ontology annotation, molecular function: RNA polymerase I core binding; RNA polymerase I general transcription initiation factor activity. The record is from RefSeq and is a predicted model, not a curated record.
AUCUGAGGAGAGAAGACGUGCUGAGCUGUGAGGUUUCUUCCCGCUUUAGAUCUCUAGUUUUUCUGGUUCUGCUGUCUCGACUGAGUUCACAGAAGUUAAUUAGUGUGAGUCGCACCCGGGAGUGAAGAGGAGCUUCCCAUCCAGCCACCUCCUUCCGCUCCCCCACAUCACGGAGCUGAGCUCUCGCCCCCGUGUUCCGUCAACCAAUCGACCCACUCGGACGGUGCCCAUCCGUCCAACCAGAAAGGGAAGGGUGGGGGACGCGCCGCACGGAACUGGUCAAACCUAGGCGAACGAGACUCCCCAGGCCAGAAAGAUCACGAAGUCUCGGAGGCUCUCCCUCGUGGCUUUUCUGACUGGCUGAGAGCACGUGGAAGGGGAGGGGUUUAGCAAGUCAAGUUCCGAGUUCGGCCCAUGAAGAACCAAGCACCACUUCCGGGGCAAAGAAUCAUCGCGCUCAGCUGUUCCCAUGGCGGCCCAGCUACUCCACACGCGGCUUCCUAGGGACGGGACCGCCGCCGCCGCCGCCGCCGCCGCCGCAUCAGUUCCAGGCACCGCCGUCAAGUCUGGAGCUCCGCGGUCUGGAAUUUCAGAAAUGCUUGCAUUAGAGAAGGAAUUCCUCAGUUCUCCACCAAGAAAGACUGUCCGGUUUGGUGGGACUUUGACAGACAUCUUACUAAAAUACAAAAAGGGUGAUACAAAUGACUUUGAGUUGUUGAAGCACCAGUUGUCAGAUCCAGACAUAAAGGAUGCUCAGAUCAUUAACUGGCUAUUAGAGUUUCGAAAUUCAGUCACAUACUUAACAAAGGACUUUGAACAGCUUAUCAGCAUUUUAUUGAAAUUGCCAUGGCUAAAAAGGAGCCAAGAAGUGUUGGAGGAAUAUUUGGCUUUUCUUGGCAAUCUUGUUUCAGCACAGACUGUCUUUCUAAGACCAUGUCUCAGCAUGAUUGUUUCUCAUUUUAUCCCUUCUCGGGUAAUCAUUAAGGAAGGUGAUGUGACUAUUUCAGAUUCAGAUGAUGAAGAUGAUAAUCUUCCUGCAAAUUUUGACACAUGUCAUAGAGCCUUACAAUUAAUAGCAAGAUAUGUCCCCUCCACACCAUGGUUUCUCAUGCCAAUUCUUGUGGAAAAAUUUCCCUUUAUUCGAAAAUCAGAAAGAAUUUUGGAGUGCUAUGUCCACAAUCUGCUAAGGAUUAGUGUGUAUUUUCCAACCUUGCGACCUGAAAUUUUGGAACUUGUUAUUGAAAAGUUACUCAAGAUAGAUGUGAGUGCAUCACGACAAGAUAUUGAAGAUGCAGAGGAUGCAAGGGAAACAGCUAUUCAAACCGAUGAGACAGAUACAGUAGAAAGACUGUUUAAUAUGGAUGAAGAUGAAGAACCUAAAGAUGAAACAAAAGAUAUUUCUGGAAAGAAUGAUGAAAUGGCACAUCCAGUAGCUGAACGUUUAGAUAUUCUUUUAUCCUUACUCUUUUCCUACAUAAAAGAUGUCUGCUAUAAGAAUGGUGAGAUUGAUAUCAACAAAACGAAGGAUUUGUAUCGAGACUUAUUAGGGAUCUUUGACAAGCUGGUGUUACCAACCCACGCCUCCUGUCAUAUACAGUUUUUUAUGUUUUACCUCUGUAGCUUUAAAUUGGGAUUUACAGAAGCGUUUUUGGAACAUCUUUGGAAAAAAUUGCAGAAUCCAAAUAAUCCUGCCAUCCUUAGGCAAGCUGCUGGCAAUUAUAUUGGCAGCCUCUUGGCAAGAGCUAAAUUUAUUCCCAUCAUCACUGUAAAAGCCUGCCUAGACCUUUUGGUUAACUGGUUGCAUAUCUACCUUGAUAACCAGGACACAGGAACGAAAGCUUUCUGUGAUGUUGCUCUUCAUGGACCAUUUUAUUCAGCAUGUCAGGCUGUGUUUUACACUUUUAUUUUUCGACAUAAGCAGCUUUUAGAUGGAAACUUAAGGGAAGGAUUGGCAUAUCUACAGAGUUUAAAUUUUGAGCGCAUAGUUAUGUCUCAGCUGAAUCCCUUAAAGAUUUGCCUCCCUUCUGUUGUUAACUUAUUUGCUGCCAUUACAAGGAAAUACCAGUUAGUGUUUUGUUACACUAUUAUUGAGAGGAACAACCGACAAAUGCUUCCAGUUCUUAGAAAUACUGCAGGAGGUGGCUCAGUACAGACCUGUACCAAUCCACUUGACACAUUCUUUCCUUUUGAUCCUUGUGUUCUCAAGAGGUCCAAAAAAAUCGUCGAUCCUAUUUAUCAGUCAUGGGAAGAUUUGAGUGCUGAAGAGCUGCAGGAGUUUAAGAAACCUGUUGCAAAGGGAACAAUAGAAGAUGAAGAUGAUGAUUUUUUGAAAGGUGAAGUGCCACAGAACGACACUUUGGUUGGAAUUACACCAAAUUCUUUUGACUCAAGUUUUCGGAGCCCAUCAAGCAGUGUAGGGUCCCCACAGGUUACAUAUAUAUUGGACCAGCCUCUCUGACAAGAAGGAAUGACUAAAGAGACUUUUCCCCUCCUAAAAACCAAACACAAACUUGAAUACUAAGUUUCAUAGGUUAUGGAAAUUGACCUUAAUUCAACCAUUGACAUACCUCGGGUAUCCUGGUUUCAAGUUAAAUUUUAAAUGUUUUCCAGACUGAUGAAUUUUUUUAGUAUAAGUUAUAGAAAAAGUUAAGUGAAUAUCAUGUGCAAUAUUUUAUAAUAUAAUUUAUUAUUAUUGUAAUUUUGCAGACACUUUUCAUUUAAUGUAGAAAUCUUUUAUGUUACAUAUUUUAUAAUGUAAUUAUUAUGAAACUUCUAAUGCAGAUAUAAUCCCAUUUUUAAUAGCAUUUUAACAUAGACUUCUGCUUAUUGAUGCCAUUUUCAUAUUUCAGUGAUGGCCUCACAAGUUCAGUGUUUUGUUGAUGUGAUUUCAACAAAACAUUCAACUAUGUACCAGAUUCUUUCAUAAGUCAUUGUUCAUAUGUCAGGUCAGUCUGUGUAAAAAAAUUUUUGCUUUGGUCCAGUAUUUAUUUACUGAGAUCCAUUAUGCUUGGGUCUUAGUUUGGUGGAAAUAAUAGGGAAAGAGGGAGGUUGUUAAAAAUAUUCUGGGAUAGUAAAAGUAGGAGAAGGGGUCAAGAUAUUGUUGGAUUUAGUCUUGUGGGUUGAGGGGAGAAUGGUAGAGCUAGGAUGGCAGAAUUUUCUUUAUUAAAGCAAACAAUCAGGUUUAAAAAAUUUACUCGACAGAAAUGGUAUUAGUAGGUUUCCAUUUAGAUGGAGUUAAGAUUUACAAAACAGGUUUUGAUAUCUUUUCACUUCUAUUAACAUGGAUGUUGUAUGUUUUUCAGGACUUUUGAAACAGUACUGCUGAUUUAGAAUAGUGUUAGAACAAACUAGUUUUGGAUAAACAUAUGGCAGUAAUAUAUGUACAAAUGUUGAUCUUCAGUAUCUAAAAUGGAAAGAAAAAUAUUUCCAUGUUGUUUAUAUAACCUCUUAGUUAUGAAGAUUUGUUAGAACAAAAAUGAGAUUAUUAUUUGAAUUAUUAUAUUUCAUAUUUUUAGAGGUUAUUAUCAACUGACUAUAUGCCAUGUCUUCCUUGUAACGCUGUGUUUGGAGUUGGUGCUGAUAGAACAAUUUAGAGGUGAAAGCAUUUUACAAAAAGAACCUUUUGGGCUAUACCUAAAUUCCCACUGAUAUGAGGCAGUUCAGCCUUCCUGUGAAUUCUGUAGUGUAAUAAUUAGUGUCUUUUCAAUACUUGUAUAUUUUAUCUUAAUUUCUUGAGUGUAUAUAUUUUUCCCUUAUGACGAUAUAAAAAUAAUUACAUCUGUUUGUUUUUCUGUUUAAUUUGUCAAUGAAACAAAUGACUUCUUUGCUCAUAAAAUUUUAAGGUUUGUUAUUAAA